CCGGUUCUGUGGUCCGGCGCAUCACUCCGCGCCCUGCCGUCGACGUCGUAGCCCGUUCACUCUUCUUGUCUAUUAUUUAUAUAGUAAUAAUGUACAAAUCAUUGGUUCUCAUCUGUGCUUUGUGCUUGGUGAUUAUUGAGGCGCGACCAAAAUGGCAGUUCUUACCUCCAGUGCCUGGCUACGUACCCGUCUACAUCAGAUCUGGAGACACACCGCUGGAGGAGAUCAAUCCAGAACUAGCUGAAGCCUUCCACGCAUUACCAGCUGGCAGGAGCGCUGGUAAACUUGUGGAUGCCGCACCAGAAAUACCAGAUCAAGCUGACCAGGCACAGCCCGACGUGGUAUUAGAACCAGAAGAGCAUCACUACGAAAAAAAGUUUCUAGACAAGAAAAAGAAAGCCACUGAAGUAGUUAAACCUAGCGAACGCAGAUAGACGUUGUACUUAAAUCAUUUUUAUAUAUACUAUUUUAUCAUACAACAAAGUACACUGUGUUAAUAUUGUUGUAAGAAAAAGUUAAAUAAUAAAAAUAAAAUCUCUAUUGCAAGUAUUUAACUUGACAAUAUGUGGUUGAUAUUUGAGGGGAUUAAAAUAAAUAUUUGGUAUUAACUUUCUUAUGCAGUUACAUAUUUUGUUUUAAAGAAUAAA
This is a messenger RNA of Papilio xuthus (Asian swallowtail), 647 nucleotides long. The record is from RefSeq and is a predicted model, not a curated record. NCBI's taxonomy places the organism in Eukaryota, Metazoa, Arthropoda, Insecta, Lepidoptera, Papilionidae.